AUGCAAGUUCAACGCACUACCAAAGAAGUGUUGCACAAAGCUGUUGCAGCAGCCGUGCCCGUGUUAUUCAUGACGCUGAUGAGGUGCGGCAUGGCGCAAACAGUAACGGAACCGUCUUCGGACAAAGUAACAAACCUCUGUACAGAGGCCAAGUAUACAGCCCAUCUGGCAGAUCACAUCGUAGCGGCGGCAGAAGAGCCGGAGCGCGAAAUAUCCGACAUGCAAAUUUAUGCAGAGGCAUGGAAUCUCCUUGCAGCCAGCACAAACCAAACAGACAAGCGUGCCGCGACAUAUGCCCUUGCCACGUACAUGUCCACUGCGGCGGCAAAAGCAAAGCAGCUGCAAAACGGGAAAUACAAAGCAGCAGUCUUGGCCGCUACCUACCUGCAAAGGAGAUCAGCGCUGACACGAACAUUGCAAGCUAUGCGUGUAAAGGGACAGUCAGGAGCGGGACAAGUCACUAACCGACAAGGCGUCAUCUCAUCAUGUUCACACAAGGAAACACCGACGUUAAGCGACGAAGGGGAUUGCGGGCGACAAGGCAGUGAUGCCAACCAUCCAGAAUCAAUUGCCGUAAAUUUAAGGACAGCGACUCACCUCAAACUGUUAGACAGCAGCAGGCUAAGACCGCUAGCGUUAAAUCACUUAGCCGAAGUAGAAGGAACAGCGCCACCAGCAAAAACGGAAGUACAAGCCGAAGGCUGCAAGGCUGUGAUAAGCAUUGGCUAUUAUGCUAAAUUCACAGCAUCGACAAAAGAAAGUGACGACAACAGUGAAGUCAAAGCCAUUAAGAUAUUCGCGGGUGACAAUGCAAGUACAAAUUGCGCUCUUCUGCACAACGCCGAAAGGAAAUCAGAAAAGGAUAACGACCUACUGAUCAACAAAAUAUGCAACUACAUAAACAAACCUGAUCCUCAGAUAAUAACCAUAUCCAAUUUGACGCCUGCCAUGUUAGCAAACACGAGCACAGUCCAAAUGGCGUUCAAAAGCUUCGUUCAUGCAGCAACCGGUAAAGCACCUAGCGACGGCGAAAUCGAAAACCAGCUUAAGAGCCUUUACGGAGGGGAUGAGGUGACAUUUACCAAUGACUUCAUAAAAAUUCUGUGGACGAAGAACGUGACGUACCACACUGGCUCAGGAUUCGUAACUGAGACAUUUCUUGAUGCAGCUAAAAACGAAAACGCGCACAAGGUGCUCAUCUAUCUAAAAGGUCAAAGAGCGGCAGCACAGGCAAAACAACCAAGGACAAACGAGAGUGAAAUCAACGGCCCGGUCUGCGGAGGUGAGGGCCAAGAGGAGUGCAAAUUGGAUGAAAAGAAAGACCCGGAGAAACCGAACGGAACUCAAAUGCGGAAAUGGCCUAAAGCACUCCAGUGGAUGAUCACACGACAAGGAGGAAAUUGCAAAACAAUACAGCAAGAAGAUUGUAAAGAAGACUGUACAUGGGAUGAGGGAGCUUGUGACGGCGCAGUUGGCAUUUCUGCUUCGAUGAAUAUUUCUCUGUUCAUGGCAUUUUUGCUUCUAGCAUAA
Molecule: messenger RNA, 1530 nt
Organism: Trypanosoma brucei brucei TREU927
Lineage: Eukaryota; Euglenozoa; Kinetoplastea; Trypanosomatida; Trypanosomatidae
Product: variant surface glycoprotein (VSG, atypical), putative
Exons: 1
Coding region: 1-1530 (509 amino acids)
Source: RefSeq, a predicted model, not a curated record